GCGCGUCCUCUUGUCUAAUAUAUUAACGUGGCCCACGUAAUUAGUGGGCCGGUCUUAUUUUCGAGGGGAGGCAAUGCGCCCCACGUAACGAACGGUCGGGACGUCGCGACACUUGCAAUGCGAACUUUUCAUGAUGCCUCCUCAUAUUCCGCCCAACAAACGAUGAAAAGAAGCCAUUGAAAUCCUCCCACAUUCCGCUUCUUCUUUCGCUCCUUUUUCUUCUUUUAACAGAUUUCAAAGGCAUUACUUUCUGUUCCAUCCCUCCCCCGUACGACGAGGACAGAUCCUUCUUUCUUCUCUCAUCCCUUCAUCCAAAAUCCAAUUCAAAUUCCAAAUUCCCAACCAACCCUUCCCAAAUUCCAAUUUCCUUCUCAUUCUCAAACUGAUAUUCACCGAAAUCCGAUAAAUUUCAUUCCAGGGGAUUUAUAUUAGAUUUUUUUUUUCUCUCUCUCUCUCUCUGAAUUUUGUCCCCCAAAUAGUCGCAGCCCAUAUGCUCGACGAAAGUCCAAGAUGAGUGUCGUGGGGUUCGACAUCGCCAAUGACAGGUGCGUCGUCGCGGCUGCGAGGCAGCGCGGUAUCGAUGUCCUCCUGAACGAGGAGUCGAACCGUGAGACGCCGGCGGUGGUUUCAUUCGGCGAGAAGCAGCGCUUCGUGGGGGCCACCGGUGCGGCCUCGUUGAUGAUGAACCCUAAGUCGACCAUCUCUCAGAUCAAGAGGCUGAUCGGGUUGAAUUAUCGCGAGCCGAGUGUUCAGGAUGAGCUGCGGAGGCUCCCUUUUGCGACUUCGGAAGGCCCGGAUGGAGUGGUUCUUGUGCAUGUACAGUACAUGGGUGGGACCCAUGUGUUCACACCGGUCCAGAUUCUGGCUAUGCUGUUGUCGCAUUUGAAGCAGGUGGCGGAGAAGAGUUUGGAGGUGCCGGUGACAGAUUGCGUUAUCGGGAUUCCUUCCUACUUCACGGACGGGCAGCGACGGGCCUACUUGAGUGCCGCUGCGAUCGCGGGAUUGAAACCGCUGCGUCUGUUGCAUGAUUCAACCGCGAUCGCGCUUGGUUAUGGGAUCUACAGGUCGGAUUUUGGUACUGCGGGACCCACUUACAUUGCCUUUGUUGACAUUGGGCAUUGUGAUACACAGGUGUCAGUUGUGGCAUUUGAAGUGGGCCAGAUGAAGAUCGUUUCCCACGCUUUCGACCCGAGCUUGGGCGGGAGGGAUUUUGAUGAGGUCUUGUUCCAUCAUUUUGCUGCGGAGUUCAAGGAGAAGUAUGCGAUCGAUGUUCUCCGGAAUGCGCGGGCCUCUAUUAGGCUGCGGGCUGCAUGUGAGAAGCUGAAGAAGGUUCUGAGUGCGAAUGCUGAAGCGCCGAUAAAUAUUGAGUGCUUGAUGGAUGAGAAAGAUGUGAAGGGUCUUAUUAAGAGGGAGGAGUUUGAGAAGCUGUCUCUGAGUCUGUUGGAGAGGAUCAGUAGGCCAUGUAAAAAGGCUUUGGCUGAAACGGGUUUAAGUGUGGAAAAGAUCCAUUCGGUAGAGCUUGUGGGGUCUGGAUCACGGAUACCGGCAAUUGCAAGGAUGGUGUCGAGUUUGUUCAAUAGAGAGCCAGGCCGGACUGUGAAUGCGAGCGAGUGCGUGGCCCAUGGAUGUGCUCUUCAAUGUGCGAUGCUUAGCCCGCUAUUCAGGGUCAGAGAUUAUGAGGUCCAAGAUUCACUUCCUUUCUCCAUAGGAUUUUCAUCAGAUGAAGGUCCUAUUUGCACACUGUCAAAUAGCAUAUUGUUCCCAAAAGGCCAACACAUUCCCAGUACUAAAAUUCUAACGUUUCACCGAACUGAGAUGUUCCGACUGGAAGCAUUUUACGGUGAUCCAAGUGAAUUGUCUCCCGGGGUAUCUCCAAAGAUUAGCUGUUUCACGAUUGGACCUUUUCCUGCUCACCAUGGUGAAAGACCUAAAGUUAAAGUUAGAGUCCAGUUGAACCUGCAUGGGAUUAUUAUUGUAGAGUCAGCUUCACUGAUAGAAGAUGAGACAGAUGAUACAAGGGCUACUGUGCAUUCUGAUUCAGAUAAAAUGGAGACGGAGUUUGCUUCUGCAGUUCCUCCUGAUACUGUAUCAGAUUCUGCUGAAAAUGGUGAAUCUUUACGGGCACCUGCUGUAAAUUCUGCUGAAGUUCAACCCUCCAGUGCUGAUGUAAUAAGAAAAGGAAGAUCUUCAAGGAGAAUUGAGAUACCAGUCACGGAGACCAUAUAUGGCGGGCUGUCAAAGGCAGAGCUAUUGGAAGCUCAAGAGAAAGAAAUUCAGUUGGCUCGUCAGGACAGAGUUAUGGAACAAACAAAAGAUAAAAGGAAUGCCCUGGAAGCAUAUAUCUAUGGUACGCGAAAUAAGCUUUUUGAUACAUAUCGGAGCUUUGCAACUGAUUCGGAGAAGGAAGAGAUCUCCAGAAACUUACAACAGACAGAAGACUGGCUAUAUGAGGAUGGUGAUGAUGAAUCUGAGAAGGUUUACACUGAGAAGCUGGAGGAACUACAGAAGCUGGUGGAUCCUAUCGAAACUCGAUUCAAAGAUGAAGAAACUAGGCCUCAAGCAACAAGGGAUUUUUUGAAGCGUAUUGUAGAUUACAGGAUGGCUGUGAAAUCACUGGCUAACAGUGAUAGAGAUGCGGUCCUUAAUGAAUGCAACAAAGCGGAACAGUGGCUACGUGAGAAAACACAGCUGCAGGAUUCGUUACCCAAGAACACUGACCCAGUACUAUCUUCCGAUGAAAUCAAAAGACAGACAGAGGCACUAGAUAUGACUUGUAGACAUAUAAUAAGACCCAAGGCUUCUCCUACAAGGCCAGUUGAGACGAAGGGAACAGACCGUCCAAAUAUACCAGAUAACGGCGAACAGACAGAGUGAGAUGGCCCACUGAAGCUAGGUUUAUUUAAAUUCCUUGUCUUUUGUUAUCUUAUA
Magnolia sinica is the source of this 2928-nucleotide messenger RNA. Its product is annotated as heat shock 70 kDa protein 16. The transcript is spliced from 9 exons. Gene Ontology annotation, cellular component: cytosol; nucleus. Bases 511 to 2874 code for a protein of 787 amino acids. Lineage: Eukaryota; Viridiplantae; Streptophyta; Magnoliopsida; Magnoliales; Magnoliaceae. The record is from RefSeq and is a predicted model, not a curated record. Gene Ontology annotation, molecular function: ATP-dependent protein folding chaperone; ATP binding. Gene Ontology annotation, biological process: protein folding.